This is a messenger RNA of Octopus sinensis (East Asian common octopus), 3406 nucleotides long. Its product is annotated as angiomotin. Gene Ontology annotation, cellular component: cytoplasmic vesicle; bicellular tight junction; plasma membrane. The transcript is spliced from 15 exons. Lineage: Eukaryota; Metazoa; Mollusca; Cephalopoda; Octopoda; Octopodidae. Gene Ontology annotation, biological process: regulation of cell migration; actin cytoskeleton organization. Bases 197 to 2365 code for a protein of 722 amino acids. The record is from RefSeq and is a predicted model, not a curated record.
GCCUGUUGCCUUGCGUGGCUGACAGUUUUGCUCUCUCCUUUAACACGAUAUAUUGGUCUCUUACCUUAUAAUAUUCAACCACGGGCUAACCACGGGCUAACUACAUUACAUUAACGGAUACUGAUCUACUUUGUAUAAUAAUAUACUCUUUCAAUUUGGAGCUUGUGAGGAAUCAGUUUAACAAAAAUUUCUAGAAAUGCAGUCCUCACCGUACAGAGAUCCACCGCCAUACCCAGGACAUUCUAAACAACUAUUACAGCCUGGUUUACGCCAAAGUUUUUCUGGUAGUGAAACAAGUACAGAUGUGUCACUUUCGUCGACAGAAAACUUAAGUACCUCUCAGAGACAAGAACCACAAGGAGAGGAAACACACACACAAGAAAUGUAUUAUGAUCUUAAAACAGCUCCAAGAUAUUCUAUGUUAGCUCAGCUUGGAAUGCAAAUACCAGUGGACAUAAAAGAUCUGAAUAACCAACCCAUUUUCGCCCCAACAACCCAGCAAAAUAUACCCAGUGUUUAUACGACACCCACAGCUCAAUAUUAUUCCGCAUCACUAACACCAACCGUUUCUUCUGGUGAAUGGCAAAACAGUCAAAUGGUAACGUGUACAGUGGCCGAUUCUCAGGUGAUUCCGAUGAACGCCACAGUAACGGUACCGACCACUGUUGCAUACACAACACAAUGCUGGUCUCAACACCACAUGGACCCACAAGUAUUACAAUAUCUUAGCAAUUUACCGCCGCCGCCAGAGUAUCCCAGAGCAAAAUCUGAGAGUGAUACCGUAAAGAAUGAUUUACGCCGUUCCUAUGAAAUGCUGGAGAAGGUUGAGCGCACAAGAUCUCAGCCAGAUCUUACAAGGUUUGAAUCUCAAUUUCGCCAAGCCAAUUCGAAUGUUUCGCACUUCUAUGUUGGAGAGAAAAGUCCUUUAACCAAAGAAAAUACAAACUCCGUUUUAGAAAGCCACAAAGAGGAGAUAACUCUGCAGUCAGACCAGCACCCAGCGUUAUUAUUGGCUCGUACCAAACAUAUUGUUGAAAUUCUUAACAAUGAGAACCGAUUCCUUAAAGAGAAACUGAAGACUAUGAGUGAGGAUCUCAAUCGAAGUAAAAAACGAGUUGUGACAUUACAAAAGUGUGAAGAUGAGAUCUCUAAAGUCACAGAAGAAUACCAAACCCUGGAACAGAAAUCCCGCAAAAUUCAACAAUGGGAAGCAGCUUACAGACGGAAAUUGGAAGAAGAAAACAAAAAAAUAGGGUCAGAGAACAAAUAUUACAAAGAACAAUUACAAGGUAUUGGAAAUGCUGCCAACCAAGAGAUGAGCGAGACAGACAUAAGAACAGAACUUCGGAAGAAGGAAGCCAUUAUUGCAAACCUGAUGUCAGUCAACAAAGAGCUGCAAAGUUCCAAAGAGUUGUUACAAGAAGAUGUCGUAAAAUCUCAUCAGAUGAUUGAACAACAACGAUCAGAGAUUGAAAUCUUGGACAAUGCUUUGACAAAUGCACAGAGUAACGUGGUCCGUUUAGAGGAAGAGUGUAAAAAGAAGCAGCUUUACAUGGAUCGCCUGGACCAGUUACAGAAGGCAUUUGUUUCACUACAGAUGGCCACAGAAAAACGAGAACAGAUGGAACAACAGCUGAGGAACAAACUCGAAAAAGAAUUAGGGCAGCUUCGAAUUUUUGAAAAGGUCAAUAACGAAACUGGUUCUCCCAAAACUAAUAAUGAGCAAGAUACCCAAUCAAGUGGGAAUAUUGAAGACCUGAAGAAGUUACUCCAAGAAAAAGAUACUCGGAUGUUACAACUGGAGGCAGAAGUAGCCAAAUGGGAACAGAGAUGUUUAACAGAAUCAACAAAGAACCAGCUUGCUUCCAAAUCCAGCGAUGGACACCAACAGUUAGAGAAAUAUCCUAAAGGUGUUUCAUUUGAAACUGAGAAAUUACUCGCAGAGUCCAAAUCUGAGAAACUGCGACAUAUGGAAGAGGCUUAUCAAGCAAAGAAGAAAAGCACAGAGUUAGAAGCAAGAGUGAAAGAACUACAAACGAGUUUGGUUGAGAAAGAAGCAAUGGUGAAGGCCUUGCAACGAUCGUCCCUUGGUCGUAGCAGUGGGGUACGCACCCUGCACUGUACACCUCUCUGCUCUAAUCUCAUCACAGCCACAAGUUCCUUGACCAGGCAGUCUCGGUGCAGUCACGUUGAAGAUUCAACUUUCAGAGAUUAUGGUCUGGCAAAACACACCAAAUCAGGCAGUGCUAAUGAUGUCGAUCUAAGUAAUUCCUAUGAACUUGACACGUCUUGUACAGACAAGCACAAUUCCUCAUCAGAGAGUGAUGGAAAGGAAGAUGCCGAACGCAAACUGUGGCAAGUGUGAACUUCGAUAAGAACAUCAAGAACAUUUUGUCCUGAUUGAACCUACUUUCACAUUUCUGCAAGUUUAUCUUGCUAAAUGAUGGCAGUGCUGAAUACUGCUCCUUUGGUAUUGGUGUGGAGUGUGAUGAUCCUUCCAGGAAUUUUACUCACACGCACGCACGCUCACACACACACACACAUAUAUAUACAUAUAUAAUUAUACAUACGGUUGUAUUUGCAAAUAUCUCUACUUGCAAAAUAACUUUGCAGACAUAUUAAAAAGACCUCAAUAACUAACAUCCAUUCAAUUUGAUAUAUAUAUAUAUAUAUAUAGAAGAGAAAGUACGUUGAGUAAAGUAAUAUUUGCAAAAAGCUGAUAUUUUACUAAUAUAAUUGCAGGUUACACUUCCAGUCCUUGCUUUUAUCAUAGUAUAGUUGUGAGUUAACAAACAACAUACAUCUAUGCACACCCAAGAUUCUACGCCACAUAAAUCAUUACAUAUAUAUAUAUAUAGAGAGAGAGAGAUUCAGAUGAAUAUGGUACUUAAGUUAAAGGCACCAGAAUUUGGUAUGGUAUUAUCCAUAUAAAUCAAAUGGGGUGAUUAUAAUCAAAAUAAGCAACAAGGAUAUCCAAGGUAGAGUAGUACAAUUGUUUCAUGCUACUUCAUUUUAUUAAACCCUUGUUGCUUAUUUUGAGUAUAUAUAUAAUGUACGUUUGCCAACUUACUACUACUUGUGGUAACUCAUUUGUAUUAGUUUCAGCUUCUGUUAUGUAUAUAUGUAUAUAUACACUCACACACACAUAUAUGUGUAUAUAUGAUUCAGUGUGUGUGUGUAUUUUAUUGUUGUGUGUGUUUAUGUGGAGUACCUACCGAAAGAAAAAGCAGUCGUAGUGUCAUUGAAGAUGUCUCUUGUAUUCCGUUGCAGGAUCAGCGGAAACAAACCCCACACACACACAAACAUUAACUCAAUCAAAUAAUGGAGAAAAUAAAACUCCAAGAGUUAUGUUUCUGUUAAUUUAUAUUCUAACCAUUUUAGCGUUUAUAUAUAUAUAUAUAUAUAU